Molecule: messenger RNA, 1210 nt
Organism: Ilex paraguariensis (yerba mate)
Lineage: Eukaryota; Viridiplantae; Streptophyta; Magnoliopsida; Aquifoliales; Aquifoliaceae
Source: the annotation of a GenBank genome assembly
UUAAACAUUUCACUCAUUAAGUAAAGAUGCUUCAAAUUUUCAAAAAAUGCCAACUCUACCCCCUUGCUCACUCGUCAAAACCCACACCCCCUUUCAGCUCUCUCAGCCAGUCAUCUUCAAAACGCAAUCCAAGCUCUCUCUCUCUCUCACAAUUCGUAAACAACUGGUAACCUGCCGUAAAAACAUACACAAACACAGAGCAAUGGAAGCUCCGGAGUUCUUCAUCGGCGGUUAUUUUGGCCACGCCGUAGGAGACAACCAAUUAUUCGACCAGAAAACGAACGAUAAUAACAACCAAUUCGCUGUUGAUGACUUGCUUGAUUUCUCCAAAGAAGAAGUCAUGACCGACGGUUUUUUCGAUAACGUUACUGGAAAUUCAGCUCAUUCUUCGACUGUAUCCAUCCUUGACAGCUGUAAUUCCUCCGUUUCCGGUGGAGAACCUCCGUUCUCCGGCAAUAUCAGCUGCCGUAGCUUCAAUGACCCUCAAUUCUCCGGCUCCGAACUCUGUGUUCCGUACGACGACUUGGCUGAUCUGGAAUGGCUCUCGAACUUCGUGGAGGACUCAUUCUCAAGCGACGACCUCCAAAACCUCCAACUUACCACCGUCACAACCACAGCCCCCACCGACACCGCCUCCAUUUCCUCCACCACCACCACCACACUGGAGCUUGCAACCAUGCCAAAUAUCAACUCCUCUCCGAUAUUUCCGUCGGCCGUCGUCGUUCCAGGCAAAGCCCGUAGCAAACGGUCACGCGCCGCCCCAGGCAACUGGUCCUCCCGCCUCCUCGUCCUCUCCCCGGCCAAAUCAUCAUCAGAAAACAACACUCCACCCAUCAAAACGGCGUCGUCGAAGAAGAGGGAAAGUGCGGAAACCCCUGGCCGGAAGUGUUUGCACUGUGCUUCCGAUAAGACACCGCAGUGGAGGACGGGGCCGUUAGGCCCAAAGACUUUAUGCAAUGCGUGUGGGGUAAGAUACAAGUCUGGUAGGUUGGUUCCAGAGUACCGGCCGGCGGCGAGUCCGACAUUUAUGUCGGCGAAGCAUUCGAAUUCGCACCGGAAGGUACUGGAACUCCGGCGGCAAAAUGAGCUCCAGACACACCACCAGCAACAGUUACUUACGCAAACCUCGAUCUUCGGCGUACCCGUAUCGAACGGUAAUGAUUACGUGAUUCAUCAUCAGAGUGGUCAAGAGUUCAGGCACAUGAUCUAA